Populus trichocarpa (black cottonwood) is the source of this 1107-nucleotide messenger RNA. Its product is annotated as cyclin-dependent kinase inhibitor 7. The record is from RefSeq and is a predicted model, not a curated record. Gene Ontology annotation, cellular component: nucleus. Bases 101 to 721 code for a protein of 206 amino acids. Gene Ontology annotation, biological process: negative regulation of cyclin-dependent protein serine/threonine kinase activity. The transcript is spliced from 4 exons. NCBI's taxonomy places the organism in Eukaryota, Viridiplantae, Streptophyta, Magnoliopsida, Malpighiales, Salicaceae. Gene Ontology annotation, molecular function: cyclin-dependent protein serine/threonine kinase inhibitor activity.
CGUUUUUAACUCUCUUCACUUCACGCUCUCUCCACCCUUCAGAAACCAGAAUCAAAGCACACAAAAACUCAAAAUUAAAGUAAAACUUAAAAAAGAAAAGAUGGGAGAGAGCGCGAGAAAUAGUACGCGGGUAGCAGAAACUGAGAUUCCGGAAUCCUCGAUCACAAGUUUCUCAAAGAAAAUGAAUUUUGAUUUCGAAGAGUUUAACUCACCUUCGUUGAAUUUGAAGCUCCAACCUCAUCGUUGCGCCGAUAUGUCGCCGCAGAAAGUGGUUCCACCGGGAAAUUCUUCGAAUCCCAGUGGCGUUCUAACCGGAUUUUCCAGCUGCGGCGACUCUCCAGUACUUUCCUGCUGCUCCAGCAAUGCACCGGUCCAGGUUGUGAAGGAUAGCUUGAGGUUUCUAGAUCUAGAGGCGAAGAGUCCCGAAACGGAAAGCUCAACGUGCAAUGACAGGAAAUUCAGCAGAGAAACCACUCCUUCAAGCGAGUUUCACGGCAGCAGUACCGAUCACAUGGACACACCGGCAGCUAUAGAGAAGAAGGAAAGUCUUCGCCCGAGAGAUUCACCGGCGGUGAAAAUGCCGAGUCAGGCGGAGAUCGACGCGUUUUUCACGGGGGCAGAGAGAGAGGAGCAGAGAAGAUUUGCGGAGAAGUACAACUAUGAUGUUGUGAUGGAUUUGCCAAUGGAGGGUCGCUACCAGUGGAUUUGCUUGAAGCCAUAGAGGAUCGAUAAGGGAGUUACAGGGGUAGUAGCCUUCGUCUAGCACGUGACCAUUGAAAUUGCCAAUUUCAGGGAAGGUUGUCUGGUUUGCUGCUGUACAGUUUCUUUUUUCUUUCGUGGAGGUCUCGCAUUAUUUAUAUAAUAUCUGACGCCCGAUACUAUACAUUGAUCGAAACGAGGUUCUUGAAUAAAAUUCCCAGGACUUUGAGUGGCGGGCGGGUACGGUAGCAAUUCUGGCGGUUGUUUUUUGGACUUGCAGGCAUGGGAUGGGUUUUAUUUUGUUCUUGUAUUGGGGAAAAAGUAUUUUUUUGUUUGAGCUUUAGGCUUGGCUGUUUAUGGAUGUUCUCUUUUUUGUUAGUUUUUUCAGAGAAGGCUUUUUUUUUUUUA